AACGCCGUCCUGGAUCCGGUCUUCCAUCUCUCCUACCCCGGUGACACGCUGGCGUUUGUCGUGCUCAGCGCACCUUCCAUGUUCGAGAACGCAUUCAGACCUUUCCUGAAGGAGAAGAAGCUUCAGAGCCUUCGGGAUCCGAUCGACCAGUGCGUCGCCCAUCACAUGGCGAUGGCCAAAGAGCUUUUCCCAUCUCACCAAGUGGACGUCAUCUAUGACUACGAGCUCCACCCCAACCGGCGACCCAAAGUUCUCAUGCAGACGGCAGCACAUGUAUCCGGAGCUGCGUACUACUACCAGAGGAAAGACGUUCCUGAAGAUCCCUGGGGGAAGAGGAAGAUGUUCGGCGUUUGCAUUCACCCGCAGUACGGUGGUUGGUUCGCCAUCCGCGCUGUGCUGGUGUUCACCCGACGUCCGGGCCCCGGGCUUGGAGGAGCUUGAGCCUAUAGACUGCGUUCCCAGCCGGGAGGACCGGAUCCGGCUCCUGGAGAACUUCAACUUUAAUUGGCGGGACGGGAAGUACCGGGACGUGCUGCCGGCGGAGGAGAAGUACUCCGAGGACCAGACGCUUUACUUCUCUACUCCACCGGCGGAGCGGAUGAAGCUGCUGGAAUUGUGGGGUCACCUGCCGCCCAGCCCACCCUGCUGA
Molecule: messenger RNA, 649 nt
Organism: Staurois parvus
Lineage: Eukaryota; Metazoa; Chordata; Amphibia; Anura; Ranidae
Source: the annotation of a GenBank genome assembly